Messenger RNA from Protopolystoma xenopodis, 546 nucleotides. Lineage: Eukaryota; Metazoa; Platyhelminthes; Monogenea; Polystomatidea; Polystomatidae. The record is from the annotation of a GenBank genome assembly.
AUGGAUGGUCACCGUCCUUCCGGAGAUCACUUGCUUUGGUUCUGUCUAAUUGAGCGGCGUCGCCUUAGCAGCACCACAUCUUGUGCCAUGAACUCUGGUCUCGGAAACUGGUCUGCAUCUGGCGCUGACAGGCUCCAAUCGCAGCUCUGUCAAGUUAUAGCACCUCUUUGUCCAGCCACUCGGGUCCGAUGGUUAGCCGGUCUGACUACCGGCAUCAGAUCCGUAUGUGGACAUUCUGGCCUUGUGCAACCCGCCUCGGUAUUGACCUUUACUUCAACUACGUCAGCCAGUGCCGUUUCUAUGUCAAAUGCAUGCCUCACGGUUACUGGUUCUAUGCACCAAUACACGCACCACCAACUGGGCGGAGCUGCUGGAUUCGAAUCCAUCUCUGAAACGAAUCCUCUCAAUGCUGGUGAAAUCGAUUUUGUUGGUACGACGGUUUCAAUGAAGGGGUCGGCUGGAGAUUUUGGACCCCCGGGCCUAUAUCACUCCAACAUUUUUGACUCAGGUAUCUUUUCAGUCCAUAUGCCUGCUUCACAAGUUUAA